Messenger RNA from Harpegnathos saltator (Jerdon's jumping ant), 639 nucleotides. RefSeq lists its product as uncharacterized. The record is from RefSeq and is a predicted model, not a curated record. Bases 1 to 639 code for a protein of 212 amino acids. The transcript has a single exon. Lineage: Eukaryota; Metazoa; Arthropoda; Insecta; Hymenoptera; Formicidae.
AUGGUGCGCAACGCGGGACUGGCAGUCGCUAGUCUCCAGCGCAACCUUGGGGGUACAGGAUGGAGGGCUCGCCGCCUAUACGCGACGGCCGUUCUGCCGAUCGCAUUAUACGGGGCGCCAACCUGGGCGCCCCAGCUCAGCGCUUGCCGUGAGGGCCAACGAAGGCUGAGGCAGGCGCUGAGACCAAUGUUUAUAAGGAUGUCGAGAUCGUACAGAACGGUCUCGUACAUGGCGGCGAGCACCCUGGCCGGCUUCCCUCCCGUAGAGUUCAUUGCGGAGGAGCGCAGAGUCUUCUAUUGGAGGAUAAAGGAGCUCCGCGAUGAGGGGGGCCUUAGGGCCAGGGAUGUGCGGGCCUUAAAGUCUCAAGCCGUGGCCCGUACCCACGAGAUGUGGGCGGACAAAUUGUCCGACCCACGGGGGUACAGGCGUCAGACGGCGGAGGCCGUCCGCCCCUGCCUGCCAGAAUUGGCAGGCAGGAGGGGAUGCGGAUUGUCCUUUCAUCUGGUGCAGAUACUGACGGGCCAUGGAUGUUUUGGCAAGUAUCUGCACCAAAUAGGAAAGGAGCCCACAACCAGAUGCCAUCACUGCCCCGUGCUCAUGGACACGGCGCUCCACACCCUGGCCGCUUGUCCGGCCUGA